CAAAAGAAUUGAGAGCAGACAAGUUAAACUUGCAAAGUAGAAUCUGCGCUAGGACCCCGCGUAUCAGCGCGAGCAGGCGACGGAAUGCGCGCACUGGGGUAGUAACUGAAUUUCAGUGGGACAGAGUGGCUAGCAAAACCGCUAGAUUUUGUGAAUACAGAGUAUCCGAUCAGGACCAGUUCAACCGUCUUCCAAAUUAACUCAGUUACUUUCAGACAAAGUUUAAUUUAAGUUGACACCCGGAGAUAUCUUCAGAACAUCGUGCCAAACGUAUUUCUAAAUCUAUGAAUAAACUUAAACGGUGGAGGGCAUCAGAUCUUAUUCAAUUCAGUAUGGAAUUUGAUUAAAACCACUGAAGUUUGGAUAUAGGUGGUUUGGACAGAUAAUGGUAACCAAAUUCUAUUUGUGACAAUCAAAUCCAGUGUUGACGCGUCGAAGUGUGUAUCAAGGAGAUACAAAGUGACGGAAAUUGGACAAAUACUUAAUCUUCAUCUCGAAUCUUUACAUUUCAAGUAGAGUUUUAGUUCAGGACAACUGAACGGGGUGAGCUUUACUGGUAUUUUCUUAUAGAUGAAAGCCACAUAGGACUAUGUGCGCACGAACUUGACAUGGCAUAAUGGAAAGCUAGAAAAUUGGGAGUGCCAAAUACUGGGAAUGACUUAUUACUAGUAAGUUUCUAGAAUCUUUGAAUUUGAAUUUAAACGGAAAUUGGCAAUUUGUCACACAUUUGUAAAAAAAAAAAAAAAAAAAAAAAAAAAGCUGUUUUCUUCCUGUCAUCGCCACAGACACCUUCGUGGUGGAGAAAUGGGAUGACAGGGGGCAGCUGAGGUGAGACUGAUAAGGACAAUGAUUGUGCCCGGCGUUGGCAUCCCGCGCCCGGAGCGUCUGUUGCUGAUGUUGGUCCUGCUGUCUGUCUCUGAGUCGAGGCUCACUCAAGCUUGCCCUGGGCUCAUCACUAGUGGCUGCAGCUGUACCGAUGACCGCUCCAAAGCCCACUCCACUCAGACUGUUCGGAAAAGAGUCCGCUGCGGUAACGAAGAGCUUUCUGAAACUCCCGAGUCCGGUCUGCUACCGAACCAGACCGUUACUUUAAUUUUGAGCAACAAUCGUAUCAGGGUCCUGAGAAAUGGAUCCUUUGUUGGACUCUAUGCCCUGGAGAAACUAGACCUCAGGAGCAACCUCAUCAGCACCAUCAUGCCUGGAGCCUUCCAAGGUUUAUCUGCUCUUCGGAAGCUUGACCUGUCCAACAACCGCAUCGGCUGCUUGACUCCAGACAUGUUCCAGGGACUCACCAACCUCACCAAACUGAACCUCUCUGGAAACAUCUUAUCUACCUUGGACUCGGGGGUCUUUCAGGAGCUCCACUCUCUUAAGCAAGUGAACUUCAACUCUGACUUCCUGUCAUGUGACUGUGGGCUGCGCUGGGUGCCAGGUUACUUUCCUACCAGUACAGCGUGGCUGGGGGACGAGACCGUCUGUGCCUAUCCCAAAAGCCUCCAUGGAAAGCCUCUGCGUGGACUGAGGGAAAGUCAGCUGAGCUGUGAUGGGCCUCUGGAGCUGCACACCCUGUCUCUCCUGCCCUCCCAGCGCCAGGUGGUCUUCAAGGGGGACCGAAUGCCCUUCCACUGCACUGCCUCCCUGGUGGACAAAAUCACUGCGAUGCACUGGCGCCACAAUGGCCAGCUGGUGACCUCUGACCCUGAACAGGGCAUCAGUCUGGAGGCCAGCGUGGUGCAUGACUGCACCUUCAUCACCAGUGAGCUCAUCCUGUCCAACGUGCAUGUGGAGGCCAGUGGAGAGUGGGAGUGUGUGGUGGCCACUGGGCGGGGCAACACUUCCCGCAGUGUGGAGAUAGUGGUGCUGGAGAACAGUGCCUCCUUCUGUCCGGAGGAGAGAGUCACUAACAACCGGGGGGAGUUCAAGUGGCAGAAGACCCUGGCAGGUAUCACCUCCUACCAGUUCUGUCUCCAGCUGCGCUACCCCUCCCUGUCCAUGGGGGGUGGUGUGGUGCAGAAGCAGGCAUCACGCUACUGUGACCGCUCAGGGAGCUGGGAGGAGGGAGACUAUGACAACUGUCUCUACACUAACGACAUCACACGGGUCCUACACACCUUCAUCCUGAUGCCCAUCAAUGCCUCUAAUGCGGCCACUCUGGCACGUCAGGUGCGUACCUACACUGUGGAGGCAUCCGGUUUCACUGACACCAUGGACGUGAUGUACGUGGCCCAGAUGAUGGAGAAAUUCAUGGAAUAUAUCCGACCACUGAGAGAGCUGUCAGAGAUGCUGGUGGACAUGGGCAGUAACCUGAUGCAGGUGGAUGAUCAGAUCCUGGCCCAUGCCCAGAGAGAGAAGAGAGCCUGCAGCUCCAUAGUCCACUCUCUGGAGACUCUGGCCUGGCCCCAGCUACACAGCCAUGCCCAGGACCUCUCCAUGAUCUCCAGGAACAUUGUGAUGGAGGCCCACCUUAUCCGUCCGGCCCACUUCACUGGAAUGAGCUGCACAGCCUACCAACGCAGGGAGACGUUGUUAGGCAACCUGGGCAUGGAGGGGGCAGAGCCCACCCACGAACAGCAGCUCCGCUUCCGCUGCACCACUGGCACCCACAACACCUCCCUAAACAACUUCCCCAUGAAGAAUGCUGUAGCCCUGGCCUCUGUGGUUCUUCCUGCCUCUCUGUUCCCCCCGGACGCCCCGUCAGACUGUAAGCUCCAGUUUGUGGCGUUCCGUACAGGGAGGUUCUUCCCUUUCUCUGGGAACUCCAACGGUCCUGGAGAGCACGUCCGCAGACACAGUAUCAACAGCCCAGUGGUCUACGUAGGCUUGGACGGGUGCAGUCUGUGGAACCACUCGGAGGCUAUCCUGGUGUCCCUGCGUCACUUGACCCCAGGCAGCGAGCCGGUGGCGGCCCACUGGAGCUUACAGGCACUGCUGCAGAAGCAGGGGGGGUGGAGCCAGGAGGGCUGCCAACUAGCCCACACGGACUCUGCCACCUCCACCCUGCGCUGCUCUGUGCUCAGCAACUACGCUGUGUUGCAGGAGGUUCCUGACUUCCCCCACUCCCCACCCAUGUCAGUGAGGGUGCUCCACCCUGUGGUUUACACCUGUACUGCAAUCCUCCUCCUCUGCCUCUUCACCAUCAUCAUCACACACAUACUACACCACAGUUCUAUAAAUAUAUCCAGAAAGAGCUGGCACACCUUACUCAAUACCUGCUUCCACAUCGCUAUGACCACAGCUGUGUACACAGGAGGCAUCACCCUGACCAGCUACCCAAUGGUGUGCCAGGCAGUGGGCAUCGCUCUACACUACUCCUCCUUGUCUACUCUGCUGUGGAUCGGUGUCAGCGCCAGAGUCCUCUACAAAGAGUCUGUCUGGAGGAUACCACGGCAACCAGAGGGAGAGUCUACUGUUCCCCCUACUCAGCGGCCUAUGCUCAGGUUCUAUCUAAUAGCUGGUGGUGUUCCUCUCAUCGUAUGUGGCAUCACAGCAGCUGUCAACGUCAACAACUAUGGGGACAACAACCCUUACUGCUGGUUGGUGUGGCGGCCCAGUUUGGGGGCCUUCUUUGUCCCCGCAGGCUUGGCGGUAUUGGUGACCUGGAUCUAUUUCCUGUGCACUGUGUUUCGCCUGAGGCACCGGGUGUCCAAAGAGUGCCCAAGAUUCUCCCUGUCCUCCCCUGUGCCUGAGAGCCAGCCAGCCCUGGGUGGCAGCACCAGCCUCCUGUCCACAGACUCUGUGGUGGGGACCAUACAUGCUGCGUUGACCCCAGAGGACCAGUACACCCUGAAGGUGCAGUUCCUGGUGCUGGUAGCCACCCACUUCCUGUUCCUGGCCCUGUGGAGCUGUGGAGCCAUGGCCAUGUGGCUGACAGGGCGCAGCAGCCUAUUGUUCAGCUGUCUCUAUGGAGUAGCUGCCACCGUGUUGGGGGUUUUCCUGGUGGUCCACCACUGCUUCCUACGCCUGGACGUGCAGGCCUCCUGGCUAAGGUGUUGUCCAGGAAAUCGGCUCUCCCAGCCCAUACCAGUCUACACACACACCUGCACCACUGUGAGUGGGGUGCAGACCACCUCUGAACAGGGAUCCCAGAUCUUCAUUGGCUGCCAUCCUCCAGGAGAUCCCCACAACACCUCAUCAGCCAGGUCCUCCUCCACCCCCAGUGGGAUCAGCAGUGUGGGCCCUGGGCCCUGCAAACUUACCAACCUGCUGCAGGUGGCACAAGAAAAUACCAACAAUGCCACGCGUGCCCCAGCAGGCAUCAACACCAGCACCAGUACAGACAAUAACAACAAGCAAGCUAACAACCUGCUGCCCACACUAGGCUCUGUAGCCCCUGUCCAGCCUCAGAGGAGGAAGGUCAGUGGCAGAACUAAACAAGGGAGCAGUCAGUAUCACCACCGAGGUGAAGGCAGAGGUCACUACCGUCUCAAAGCCAUGAGGACUGGUGGGGGAGGGGGCAGUAUGGGAGCACUGGGACCUACAGGUAUAGAGCAGCACAACACUGCCCAUCCAGCCCACAAACAGGCUACUAGUGAGAAUGGCAGUCUCCAUCACAGCCACUCUGAAAGCCCAGCCAGCCCGCUAACCAACGGUAACGGUAGGAGAGUGGGGGGGACAGUGACCACCAGCCCCUCAGAGGGUAGCGACGGGGGCAGCAGCGGCAGCCGUAAGCCCUUCCCUCUGCUCCCCUCUGUGGCCAGCAGGGUGGCCAUGCAAGGUAAUAGGUGCAGCGCCAGCCGAGACAAUCUGAAACUGGCAGUGGCUGCAGAGCGGGAAGCUAAGCGCUGCUCCUACCCUCUGAACAGUAUCACUACCACUGUGCCAGGGGCUGCCCCUAACGGCAUCAUCAAGAGCUCUGUGAUAGAGCUGGAAUUGGACACAAGUUGUACAGACCAUUCCCAGAGCUCUGUGGGCAUGAAAAGUAUGUGGAAGAGUGAAACUACAGUGUGACACUCACUCUCUCCCAGCAAAUGUCCACAGUGGACCCUGGCAAUAUUUGAUAUGACUGCUGUUGUUGUAGUGUCCUACACCUAUAGAGACAAAUCCUGAUCUGAGAUCCAUGUGUGUAACUCCCCAGCUAGCAUAUAACGUUCUGAGAACCAUAUGUUUCUUAUAGAGCUUGGUGAGAGCAUGGUUGUCCUAUGGUUUUUUUGUAUAAAACCUUCCCACAACCUUUCUGCAAAUGGUGCAGGAGAGUUGCUUGUCUUUGGAACAUUCUCAGCACAUUCAAGGAGCUUGACCAAAAAAACGUUCAAACAUGGUUACAUUUAAUAAAAAUGUUGGUAAUGUUCUAGAAACAUUCUCCAACUGGUUUGACAUUUGGAAUGUUGUCAAAUAGUUCAGAGAACUUUAAGAAACAACGUUCUUCUGUGGGAAUGUCAGUACUUGAGCAUAAUGUUUCCUACAGGUUUCGAAUAAAACAUAAUUAAAUCUAAAUGUAUUUGUCACAUGCUUCGUAAACAACAGGUGUAGACUAACAAUGAAAUGCUUACUUACAGGUCCUUUUCCAACAAUACAGAGUUAAAGAUAAAGAUAGAAAAUCUAAAUAGUGUCAUGGUUAUAUUUAAGGUCAUGUUCUCAAAUUGUUCCAAGAACGUUAAGAAACAACGUUGUUCUCUGGGAAUGUCAUUACCAUAGAAUAACGUUUUCUACAAGCUUCUUCAAGGUUCUAAUUAAAGUCAUGUUCUCAAAUUGUUCCGAGAACAUUAAGUUAACUUUCCAUAAAAAAAACACAACAAAACUAUAGUAACGUUCAGAAGAAGUUUUAAGAAUGUUAUUUAAAAACAUAUAUUUCCAUUCAUCCGCAUCAAUGAAACUCUUUCUAUCCUCUAUCUUGUUAAGUGUGUUCAGGUGUGUUGGCCUUGCCCACUAAUUGGCCAUAACCGAGUGCUUCUUUCCCUGUAAAAUGGGGUCCAUUUGAAUAGACUAAAAUUAAAAGCUUUGUACUCGUAAAAAAACAUGGCAUGCUAGCUCCAUCUGGGUGGCGCAGUGGACUAAUUCCAUGAAUAGAGAACGUAAGAUUAUAGGUUUGAAUCUCACUGAUGCAUCACAAUAAAAAAUACAUGUUUUUGCAUGAUUAAUUCCUAAGGAAAUUAAUUUCCAUGUGUCCUGUCUGUGCUUGGAGUUCAAUAAAGUUGACUCAAAAUAAGCUAGUUGUGUUGCUAAAAGUCUUAUUGAAACAUUCAGUUAACGUAAUCCAAAAACCUCCAGAUCACCUAUAAUUUCCGUUCUCAGAGCACUGGGUGAGACUUUCGUACAUUUCAUGUAAAUAAUUGCAAAGAACUUCAAGUUGCACUUGUGGAUCUCAAAUUGGGAUUCAGCUCAUAAUGAGGUUUUUAUUUUAAAUGUGUAAAGGAGAUAGAUCAUGGGGUUGGAGAUAGAUCCUGGGGUUGGAGAUAGAUCAUGGGGUUGGAGAUAGAUCAUGGGGUUGGAGAUAGAUCAUGGGGUUGGAGAUAGAUCAUGGGGUUGGAGAUAGAUCCUGGGGUUGGAGAUAGAUCAUGGGGUUGGAGAUAGAUCAUGGGGUUGGAGAUAGAUCAUGGGGUUGUGUUGCUUCUGACUUUUGCUUCCAUCACAGUGAUGGUAUGGGAUGUGUACUUUCAUCUCUGUCACUUAUGAACUGUUUGUUGGGUUUGCCAGGAAUUCAAGGCCUGUCUUUUGUGUACCUAAAAUACUCAUUUAUUCACAGGAAGUUUUACAAGCUAAGUCUAAAAUUGACAUAAGAUGUUAAUUUUGGAUACCUUAAAGGGGCAAUUUGCAGUUGUAUUCUUAUUCUGUGCAUAUCAACUAUAGCAUGAAAUGGAAUCUGAGAUUGUCCAUUUGUACAGUACGGCUAUGCAUUGCCUCUGUGAAGAAUCCUUUUGCUCUUAUUAUGUUGACUUGUAUUAUUGUGUGUGUGUGUGUGUGUGUGUGUGUGUGUGUGUGUGUGUGUGUGUGUGUGUGUGUGUGUGUGUGUGUGUGUGUGUGUGUGUGUGUGUGUGUGUGUGUGUGUGUGUGUGUGUGUGUGUGCGUGUGCUUCCGUGAAUAUGUGUUUGUGUGUGAGAUCCUUAAUCUAGGAUGAGAGAAUGCAGUUUGUAAAAUAAUAUGUUUUUACUAAAACUCGGAUUCAAAUACGCAUCAGCACUGAGAGGGAACUUCUCCCCUUCAUGAACAGGUUGGACAAGUAUCGGUGUUUGGAUAAAAUGAACUAAGAGUGACGUUUCUUUGACCCUGGCAUGUACUCGGAAAUGUUCCUGGUUAUUUUUCAUAUGAACUGCCCCAUCCUUCUUCCUUUUUCCGUUUUCCCUUACUGGCCUAUGUUCAGUUCGGGAUAAAAACGUACUGUAACAUUCAAUUAAACGGAAACAGUGCUGUUCUGAAUGACCAGUUCAAAAACAGGGAGGGAUUGGGUUGUGGGCUGUGGAACGCUGUCAGCAUGGCCGCUACCCUUUAAAUAUGUCACUCACUGCUUCAAGCCACACCCCACCAAACGGAGAAAACGUACCUCAAAGUCUGUUCAAGAACGUUGAAGAACAAUUUGGGGAAAUGUGUCAUUCGGUACAAAUGGUUACACAGUGUACCAAAUGUUCAAUCGAACUGAACGCACGCUCUCACACCCUCGGAGUUUCAAAUCUCUGGAUUUACACUUAUCUAAACACUGCCCCCUCCAGGAUUUCAAACAUCAUUGUUCAUGCGCUGACAAGUCAAAGGGAUGCAUCAGUAAAACCAUGUUCAGUUUGUCAUCUGCAUCAGGAGACUAUGUUAACGCUUGUUAAAUUAUGUGGUAAAUGGCUCUGGUUUCUAACACAUUAAUCAAGAUACAGUAAGUGCUUACUGACCCCCCCCCCCCCCCACGCUCCCCACACAUACACACACACACACAUUUACCUCAUAAACGAAUGGCUUAGAAGCUUGUUACAGUAAAAAUCAACUACUUCUACACUAUUUCUUUCUAUCAAUGUACAAAGCUCAGAGUAAAGGCAAAAUAAAUGAUGACAGAACUGAUUCAUGUUAUCUACAUAAUUGCCUCAUGUUUCUUCACACACUUUAUCAUCCAAUAUUGUGUAAAAUCAUAUUAUGCUAUUUUGAUCUUGAGUAUUCUUUCAGAGUGUGUAAGAAUGCAACAACUCAGUGCAUCUUAGAUAAACUCCUCUAAACAACUCCAAUGUGUUCAGGGAAAUUAUUAUGCCAAAGAAUUUUGUAGAAUAGCAGAGCUUACCUCAACAUCAGUGUUUAGCAAAUUGGAUGCAUUUCAUAGAUUGUAUCCUUAUUCUAGGUCCUGAAAUCUCCCUUUGGGUUAAUGUUAAUAACUCAAACUCACAAAGCUCAGAUUUGUGAUAAGUACAAAGCAGUGGUAUCAUAUACGUGAAUACAUGUAUUGCAUUUAAUUGUUGAGGGGAUGUCAAACUGCUAAACCUGCGGUAGUGGCCGGUCACAACAUGUUUAUAUAACCUGUGUCUGAUAUUCAUGAGUUUACCUUCUACAACACGUUGUCACUGGAAAAAAACACCCUUCUUAUUCCACUUAUUGACAUUAGGUAUUAAAUGUCAAAAUGUGCAAGAACACAAUGAUAAAAUGUGUCAUCUUUUCACUCAUGGUUACCCAGAUUUACAUUUCAUCCAUUUACUAACAUUCAUCACAUUGGUGAUAGGUCCCAAAAUGAUUUCCAAGUUUUGUGUCCACUUUCAUCUCAAAUUGAAAAAGGGAGAUUUCAAAAUGUUGUAUGUAUAUUUAUAUUUUAAUUUGUCACAGUGACAUCAGAAUGAAAUGAUUGUGACAAAUAACUGUUUUUAAUUCAAUAAUAUAUUGUUCAAGAAAUUCAGACUGUGCCUUAUAGAAAAAACUCAUGCAAAAUUAAAAAAAAUACAACUUUG
Oncorhynchus mykiss (rainbow trout) is the source of this 8846-nucleotide messenger RNA. Its product is annotated as adhesion G protein-coupled receptor A2. Gene Ontology annotation, molecular function: protein binding; G protein-coupled receptor activity. Gene Ontology annotation, cellular component: plasma membrane; Wnt signalosome. Lineage: Eukaryota; Metazoa; Chordata; Actinopteri; Salmoniformes; Salmonidae. The record is from RefSeq and is a predicted model, not a curated record. Gene Ontology annotation, biological process: G protein-coupled receptor signaling pathway; positive regulation of canonical Wnt signaling pathway; sprouting angiogenesis.